Messenger RNA from Anisakis simplex (herring worm), 558 nucleotides. The record is from the annotation of a GenBank genome assembly. NCBI's taxonomy places the organism in Eukaryota, Metazoa, Nematoda, Chromadorea, Rhabditida, Anisakidae.
AUGGAACCAGUUGGGCGUUGUCACGCAUGCCAAUCGAGCAAGAUGAUGAAAAGCGAUAAUGACGUGCAAGGAGUCAAUGUGGAGUCAACACCUGGCCCUUGGAAAAGUUUGACUGAGUAUGUGAUUUUCAAGAGGGAGGAAAAGGACAAAUAUGUAGUAGAGUGCAAGGAGUGUGUGCCAAAAAAACAUGAAAUAAGUUGUCAUAAAAGCAGCAUGUUCAAUGUGAAAAAUCAUUUUCAAAAGAAGCAUCCCACGAAAUAUGCUAAAAUAGUCGAUGCAAUAAAGAGUGCGUCUAAUCGCGGCAAGAGAAGUGUUGAUGUAUGUAAAAGUACUUCGUGGGACAGCCGUCCAAUGACAAUUGACAAAUCGCUUCGUUUUGCGUCUGGAUCGGCUGUCAUGCAAAAGAAUGUGGACCGGGCGCUUUUGGACUUGGUGAUUCUUGACAUGCUGCCGUUGCGUAUCGUUGAAAGUGUUUCAUUUCGAAAAUACAGCAUGACACUGAAUCCCUCAAAGGUAUGUUGCAAUUAUCAGAUACUUGAAGAAAUUAUUAAAGAUUGA